UUCAUCGUGGGCCCCGCAGAGCUAACGCCAUCACACGCAGCGGCCACGACGAGAGAGCUCAGCGACACCAGGGCCCCCGGAGCUGCGCCGUCCGCCCCCACCCAGUCAAACCCUUCUUCACCACGGCUAUGGAAUAGAGAGCUGCGGGAUACUAGUCGCGUCUGAACAGGUUGGAGCCAAGCGGAGACCGUCCAUGACACGAAAGAUUAUAGAUAAUGGGCUGUGUGCAAUGCAAGGAUAAGGAAGUAACCAAGCUCACGGACAACCGAGACACCAGCAUCUCCCAGGGACCAGGCUACCACUAUCGGCCAAACCCCAUGCCGCAGCACUGCCCCAGCUUUGCGGAAGCCGCCAUCCCCAACUACAACAACUUCCAUGCCCCCGUCGGACAGGUGAUGAACGUCUUCGGUGGGACCCUAAGGAACCGUGGGGGGACAGGAGUCACCGUCUUCGUGGCACUUUACGACUACGAGGCACGGACGGAGGACGACCUCAGCUUCAGGAAAGGAGAGAGGUUGCAGAUCAUCAACAGCACCGAAGGGGACUGGUGGGAUGCUCGCUCGAUCACCACCGGUGGCUGUGGCUACAUUCCCAGUAACUAUGUGGCUCCAGUGGAUUCCAUCCAGGCAGAGGACUGGUACUUUGGUAAACUGGGUCGUAAGGAUGCGGAGAGGCAACUGCAGUCCACCGGCAACCCUCGAGGAACCUAUCUCAUCCGGGAGAGUGAAACCACCAAGGGUGCCUUCUCCUUGUCCAUACGGGACUGGGACGACGUGAAAGGUGACCACGUCAAGCAUUAUAAGAUCCGCAAACUGGACAGUGGAGGCUACUACAUCACCACACGGGCUCAAUUUGACACGCUGCAGCAGCUGGUUCAGCACUACUCAGACCGAGCCGCCGGGCUCUGCUGUCGCUUGGUGGUUCCCUGCCACAAAGGGAUGCCGCGCCUGGCCGACCUGUCCGUUAAAACCAAAGACGUGUGGGAGAUCCCGCGGGAGUCGCUGCAGCUCAUCAAGCGUCUUGGGAACGGGCAGUUUGGGGAGGUCUGGAUGGAGAGUGCGGAUGGUUUGUGCUUUAAUUUAACGGGCGUGUGUGUGAACUUCAUCCCUGACACUGUGGGCUUGAGUCAUGACGCCUGGGAGAUCAGCAGAGCCACACUUGAGUUGGAACUAAAGUUGGGGACGGGAUGUUUUGCUGAUGUGUUUUACGGAACGUGGAACGGCACCACCAAGGUGGCGGUGAAGACUCUGAAGCCCGGUACCAUGUCCCCCGAAUCCUUCCUGGAGGAGGCUCAGAUUAUGAAGAAACUCCGCCACGACAAGCUGGUGCAGCUCUACGCCGUGGUGUCGGAGGAGCCCAUUUACAUCGUCACAGAGUACAUGGGCCAAGGAAGCCUGCUGGAAUUCUUGAAGGACGGAGAAGGACGAGGGUUGAAGCUGCCUAACCUGGUGGAUAUGGCGGCCCAGGUGGCGGCUGGCAUGGCCUACAUCGAGAGAAUGAACUACAUCCACCGAGACCUGCGCUCCGCCAACAUCCUAGUGGGAGACAACCAGGUGUGCAAGAUUGCUGACUUCGGCCUGGCGAGGCUCAUUGAGGACAACGAAUACACGGCUCGGCAGGGCGCAAAGUUCCCCAUUAAGUGGACCGCCCCGGAGGCGGCGCUGUACGGGAAGUUCACCAUCAAGUCAGACGUGUGGUCGUUCGGCAUCUUGUUGACUGAGCUGGUCACAAAGGGCCGGGUACCUUACCCAGGCAUGAACAACCGUGAGGUACUGGAGCAGGUGGAACGGGGCUACAGGAUGCCGUGCCCCCAGGACUGCCCCAUCUCUCUGCAUGAGCUGAUGCUGCAGUGCUGGAAGAAGGACGCAGAGGAGCGGCCCACCUUUGAGUACCUGCAAGCCUUCCUGGAGGACUACUUCACGGCCACUGAGCCUCAGUACCAGCCCGGGGACAACCUCUAGACCCCCCUGGGUCCCCCAAGGACUUGGGAGGAGGGCAAAACUGGCCGAAUUAGCACUGUUACAAAACUCUGGAGCCUUCCCAGCCAGAACAUUUUUUAUUUUACAAAUCUGUACAGCUUCCUUAAUCUCCGAACCCCCUAAAACACAACCCCCUCUGUCUGUGACACGCCCCCUAGUGUCUGGGCCCCAAGUGAGGAGGGAGGCACGGAGUUGACCGGGAUCGUGAUAAUGCAAUGUAUUCAAUGUAAAUAAGAAGUUUGUUUAAGUAUAUUUGUUUGCUUUAAGAUUUUUAUUUUCAUCUGCACAAAAAUAAUAAGGUUUGAAAAUGAUGAAGGAAAACACGGAACCGCGUCAUAGCAGGUACAGUUCAUCUGUGCGUGUAUUAUAGCAUAGCUUCUGUAUCAUUUUCGAGAGAUUGGAUUGGAAGCCUCCAUAUAUUUUUUUUCAAAUUUGUGUAAAAAAAGAAAAGAUUUAUGCCAAAUUAUUUCUUGACUUCUCAGCUCGCAGUGUUCCAGCAACUUAAGGCGAGCUGGACAUUGUCCUCCAUCAACCUUUUUUUACUUUCUGAUUCUGCACCCCACAUAGCUUUUUCAGUGGUGUUAUGCUGCUGUAUGGCUCAGGGUUCUUUUACAAAUUAUAUAAAUCAUAUUUUUUGUGAAUUGCAGCCAGAGGGUUUUCAACAUCAACCGGUUCGAGCCCCGGCUGCGCCUUGUCCCGUGUCGAAGUGUCCCUACGCAAGACACCUGACAGCGGAUGUGUGUCCCCCGCCUCUUCCCCACGUCCUCCCCUAUAACCUGCUGAGCGCCAACCUACAGCCAAAUCUGGACCACUUUGCUUCGUUCUGCUUCUUUUUGUUUUAUCAGUAUUUUGGUCUUUUUGUUUUUACAGAGUAUGUUUUUAUUGGACCUUUUAAAGUGAUCCUUGGAGGAGUCCCAACUGUAUGUUCAGAGGAAACUCUGGGGACAAUUCAUUUUGCAUUUUUGGAUUCAACAAAGCAGAUUUUAAGGGUUGACUUUGCAGAAGAAAAACAGUCCAAUGAGUCAGAUCUGGUCUUAAUGCAGAUGGUUUUGUGGCCAAUGGAAUGUAUUGUUUAGCUGUACACCUGGUUGUUAAUGUUGCUAUAACUUCCCUUCUUUAUAGCUUUUCUUUUCCAUUAUUUUAACAAGUUGUUUCGUUGAUUUAGUGACUUGGCAUUUGGAAUUCAGAAAAGAACAAUAAACAUUUUACACAUGC
This is a messenger RNA of Gasterosteus aculeatus aculeatus (three-spined stickleback), 3194 nucleotides long. The record is from RefSeq and is a predicted model, not a curated record. NCBI's taxonomy places the organism in Eukaryota, Metazoa, Chordata, Actinopteri, Perciformes, Gasterosteidae.